Molecule: messenger RNA, 363 nt
Organism: Colletotrichum karsti
Lineage: Eukaryota; Fungi; Ascomycota; Sordariomycetes; Glomerellales; Glomerellaceae
Exons: 4
Coding region: 1-363 (120 amino acids)
Biological process (GO): transcription elongation by RNA polymerase II
Cellular component (GO): transcription elongation factor complex
Molecular function (GO): RNA polymerase II complex binding
Source: RefSeq, a predicted model, not a curated record
AUGGGCAAACGCAAGAGCUCAUCCAAGCCCCAGGGCCCCAAGAAGAAAGACCCCCUCCCGACCAAGUUCACGUGCCUCUUCUGCAAUCACGAAGACUCCGUAGUUGUAAAACUAGAUAAGAAAGCCGGUGUCGGUUCGUUGGAUUGCAGAGUGUGUGGCCAGAUGUUCCAGUGCAGCAUCAACUACCUUUCGGCCGCUGUCGAUGUGUACGGAGAAUGGGUGGACGCUGCUGAUGCUGUUGCCAAAGACGCACCCGCUGGUGGAAGCAAGACCGCUCGACGCCCACCUCCAAGCCGACCGGUGAAUGACGAAGACGACGAUAGAAGAUACGGAGGCGAGGGCAUUGACGAUGAUGAUUACUAG